UACUCUUUCCAUUAUGGCAUUGAACUCACACUCAUCCAUUUCCUUUAAAAGAUCACUAUGCUUAUUUCUCUUCCUAGUAGUACUUCUCAACUUCAAAAUGGCGUCAGCUCAGUUGUCCACAGAUUUCUACAACUCAACAUGCUCCAAAGCACUCUCCACCAUCGAAGCUGCCGUAAUAAAGGCCGUGGCCAAUGAACAACGCAUGGGAGCGUCCUUGCUCCGCCUUCAUUUCCAUGACUGCUUCGUUAAUGGUUGUGAUGCUUCUAUUCUAUUAGAUGACACUUCAAGCAUCAACGGAGAGAAGACAUCAGCGCCAAAUGUAGGCUCCGUGAGAGGUUACGAUGUAAUUGACACUAUAAAGUCUCAACUCGAAAGUAUUUGCCCUGGAGUCGUUUCUUGUGCAGAUAUACUAGCCGUUGCAGCUCGUGAUUCUGUUGUUGCAUUGGGGGGACCUUCCUGGAAGGUUGAGUUAGGAAGAAGAGACUCGACAAAUGCAAGUUUUACUGCCGCAAAUACCCAACUCCCAUCUUUUAUAUUGGAUCUUGAUGAUCUCAUAACUACUUUCUCACAGAAGGGAUUUACCGAAAAAGAACUGGUAGCUCUUUCAGGAGCUCAUACAACAGGCGAAGCUAGGUGUGUUACGUUUCGCAACCGAAUCUAUAAUGAGACGAACAUCGAUUCUUCAUUGGCAACAUCGUUGAAAACGAACUGCAGUUCAAGCACAGCUGAUGAUGACAACCUUUCUUCACUUGACGCCACAAGCCAUGUUAUAUUUGAUAAUGGUUAUUACAAGAAUUUGGUGAAGAACAAGGGGCUCUUGCAUUCGGAUCAGCAACUCUUUAGUGGGGGCUCUACAGAUUCUCUGGUCACCAAUUACAGUGAAAAUGCUAAUGAGUUUUAUAAGGAUUUCGCCAAUGCCAUGCUCAAAAUGGGGCAACUUAGCCCGCUAACAGGAACCAAUGGUCAGAUUCGUACCAAUUGCAGUAAGGUCAACUAAUUCAAUGACUUUAGAACAUUUAAUAUAUAAUUAAUAAUAAUAUUGAAUAAGUUAAUAAUGAAGAAUAAUUUGUCAUUACAGUGAGAUUUAUUCAACUAGCAGUACGUAUUUACUCUCUAGCUAGCUAAUACUAGAGAUAUGGUCAAUUAAUUAAUGGUUGUGAUAUAUAUAUAUGUUGUUUUUCUUGGAUGCAAAGUUUCUCAUCCUCACUCUUCACUCCUUCCGUUAAUUAACUAUCUCUUUUGUGUGCGCGUGUUUAAUUUGUUAUUGAAAAAUCAAACUGUACUUACUAAUAAGGUGUGAGAAUAGGGCAUAAUACAUUUAGAAGUUAAUUUCUAU
This is a messenger RNA of Humulus lupulus (European hop), 1336 nucleotides long. RefSeq names its product cationic peroxidase 1-like. Lineage: Eukaryota; Viridiplantae; Streptophyta; Magnoliopsida; Rosales; Cannabaceae. The coding region runs from base 14 to 997 and encodes 327 amino acids. Gene Ontology annotation, biological process: response to oxidative stress; hydrogen peroxide catabolic process. The transcript has 4 exons. Gene Ontology annotation, molecular function: peroxidase activity; heme binding. The record is from RefSeq and is a predicted model, not a curated record.